UUCCUUUUAGUGAUAUAAUAAAAUGGAAAAAAUAACAUAUUUUAUGAUAUAUUAUAUAACGCGUCCCAAUUUAAUAAGGUUAAAAACUGGAUCUGUAGAGUUUAAAAUCGCAGUUUGCAUAUAAAUAGGGAAGGGGUUUUAAUCGAAUAGAAACAGCACGCUGGUUUGGAAACUUCCGAUCCACUUUCCUCCUCUUCAUAGAACCCAUCCCUUCGUCUUUAUCAUCUCUACGAUUUCGGAAUUAUCCAUCUCCCUCUCUCUAGAACUAUGAACACGACCGACCAAAGCAGCAAACCGAUUCGUGGCAGUGUCAACCACAGCUACGCCCUCAAUGGAAGGAUCAUGCUUUCCUCCGUGAUCGUCCUCUUCGUCGCCCUCAUUCUGAUCCUCUGCUUCCACAGCUAUGCCAGGUGGCUUUUCCGGCGAGAGAACCGCCGUAUCCGCCGCCGCGUCAGGGCCGACCUCCGCUCCCUUUACGCACGCGACCCGGCUCUCGCCCCCUCCUUCGCCCCUCUCGACCCGGCCGUGCUCAACAAAAUUCCGGUAUUCGUCUACGCGCUGCCGAAGAACACCGACGCGCCGCCUUUGGAGUGCUCCGUCUGCUUGUCGGAGUUCGAGGAGAACGACGAGGGUCGAGUCCUGCCCAAAUGCGGCCACGCCUUCCACGUGGACUGCAUCGACACGUGGUUCCGUUCGCGUUCGACUUGCCCGCUCUGCAGGGCGGGGAUUCAACCCAGCAACCCCGAACAGUCCCCCUCCGAGAUCACCGAACCGACCGCCCUAGUUUGCGCACCGGUUAAGCAGAGCGAAAAUUCUGAAACCGGCCGUUCGUCUUCACCGGAAUCAUCCUCCUCGUCUUCGCCGGUGGUAUUUCCGCCGGAGAGGUGCCCGAGGCAACCGAUCGAGCUGGUCGGUAUAGUCGUUGAGAUGCCCAAGGGAAUUUGACGGUCCCAAUACCGUUUUAGCCGGUUAAAAUGGGUCCGAAAUUCCGGGUAACCGGGUUCCAUCCUUGAAGAAAAGGUUACGGAGCAUUCAAAUUUUCAUCUUUUUUUAAUGAGAAUUAAAAACCGAGAACCCGAUACCGAAGAAUCCACCGCCCGGAAUCUGGGGAAGGGGGAAAGAAGACAAACCGGGACAAGAUCACGACACGUGGAAUUUUGGACGGUCCACGCGGCCGUCAGUGGGGAACUUUGGAUCUUCGUUUAUAAAUACGAAACGACGUCGUUUGAUAGGGUCGGUGGCUCGUUCGUUUGUAGUCUCUUUGGGUCGGUUUCUCUGUUUUUUAACUUGUAACCGAAUUAAUGAAUUGUAAAUUAAUU
Tarenaya hassleriana is the source of this 1319-nucleotide messenger RNA. Its product is annotated as RING-H2 finger protein ATL5-like. The coding region runs from base 268 to 945 and encodes 225 amino acids. Gene Ontology annotation, biological process: protein ubiquitination. Lineage: Eukaryota; Viridiplantae; Streptophyta; Magnoliopsida; Brassicales; Cleomaceae. The record is from RefSeq and is a predicted model, not a curated record. The transcript has a single exon.